GGGUUGACUGUUGAGAACAGAAUCAGCACAGAGGAAAGCACGUUGAUUUCUCCUUGUACACGACCAUCACUGCUUUAUUUAUAAUCUCUCUUUCAUCUGUGACCAUUGCGAAAUAGGUCUUCUGCCAUCAUUUCUUAAGGUCUUCCAUAAGGAAACCAAGCUUAGCUUUAAAAGAAAUGGCAGAAAACAUGGAAACCAAGCUUUCAUAUGCAAUUUCCAAAAAUGAGAGGGUUGCUUUGAAAAGUUCAGUUCAAGAGCAUAAAUCACACCUGGCUUCAAGAAUGGGACACACUGAACUGGCCAGGAAGAUUAUUGAAUGUCCUGACUUGGCUGUAGCUGAGAAAGAAAGGAUCGAGCCAAAAAAGUUAAUGUUAAAAGAAAACGAAAUUAUUGUGAGGGAAUUACUCGAAGGCUGGCCACAAUUUGCUUGGAAGGUCGACAAGGAUGGUUGUGUACCAUUGCAUUAUGCUUCUGAAAGAGGUCUCUUGGAGAUUACAAGAUUGCUUCUAAAGGUGGAUCCAAGGUGUGCUAACAAGUUUAAUAAGAAUGGUUACACGCCAUUGCACUUCGCAGCCAUGAACGGUGAGGUUCCUAUCCUCCUUGAAUUUAUGACAUGGGCUCAAAAAUCCUUCAUGCUGCUUACCAAAAAGGCAGAGACAGCAAUGCAUCUUGCUGCUAAAUUUGGUAAAUGCAAUGCUUUUGUCAGCAUGGCAGAAACUUUAAGCAGCACCCAUCUUUUCAACUUACCCGAUCAAUAUGGCAACACAGUCUUACAUGUAGCUGUCUCUGCAAGCUGCUAUCAAUUAGCAGAAUACAUACUCGGUAAGAUCGCUGUUGAUGUUAAGCACAGAAACCGUCAAGGACAUACAGCACUCGACCUUCUAAACCACGCAAGAGUCACUAAUGGAACCAAUCAUAUUAGAGUUAUGUUGUUGAAAUAUGGCUGUCCAGAGAGUCCAGAUAGCUCUAAAAUAUCACAAUUUUCGUCUGAGGUUUCGACUUCGACUUCCCAGAAUAUUUCGCUUCGAUUCAGAGAUGCAUCUGAGCAAAAAAGGAACAAACAGCAUAUGGCCAAUGAGCAAAAAAGGAACAAACAGCAUAUGGCCAAUGAGCAAAAAAGGAACAACCAGCAUAUGGCCAAUGAGCAAAAAAGGAACAACCAGCAUAUGGCCAAUGAUGAAACCACCACUGAAACCGAUGAUUUCUCUCAAUCUGAAGAAAUCCAUUAUGAUAAUAAAUAUAAACAAGGGUCCUCAUCAGCAAGAAGAGAAUUGCAUCAUCAACACAAGCAUCCAAGCAAGAGACACAAUCGGCGCAAUAAACAAUACGAUACGCAUAAGGAAGCACUGCAAAAUGCUCGAAACACAAUCAUACUAGUAGCGAUUUUGAUUGCCACAGUUACUUUUACUGUUGGUUUGAAUCCACCUGGGGGCGUCUAUCAGGACGGAAAACUAAAAGGCCAGUCAACAGUUGGUAGAAAUUUGGCUUUUAAGAUCUUCGCAAUAAGUAACACCAUUGCAUUGUUCACAUCACUUUGCCUUGUAAUUGUUCUAGUGAGCAUCAUCCCCUUUGAGAGAAGGAAAUUAAUGAAGCUAAUGGUGAUCGCUCACAAAGUCAUGUGCGUGGCUGUGUCUUUCAUGACAACAGCUUUUGUUGCAGCCACAUGGGUGAUCUUGCCAAAUGAUUACAAAACAAGAUGGAUGCUUGAGACUGUAUUGGCUAUUGCUGCAGGGAGCAUGGCGACUGUGUUUGUCUAUCUGGUGGUUAAGUUAGCUAGGCACUGGUUGAGGAAGCUGAAAUAUAAGAAACAGAGACGCAAUAAAAGCAGGAUUGUUGCCGUCAACAGGGAAUUAAAAUCACAACCUUCUAAAACCUUAAUGACAAAACAAAUCCAGCCUGAUACAGGUCAAUUUCACGAUCUAUCAGACUCAUCCAACUCUGAUGUUGAAAGUGCAAAAUCCUUGGGCUAUCAUACCUACUAAUGGUGAACUCUGCUUGUUCCUGAUCUGCCAAUAUUUCCAGAAAGAAAUUUUCAUUUUUUUCCCUGUUCUUUCCGUCAAUUUUCAAGGAAGUUUAAUAAACUGUCAACAAAAUGUACCAUGCUGACAAGCUCAAAACAUAUUUUUGGAUGUACAUUUCCAAAUUUCAGAAGCAGUCACUUUCAAAACAUAAUGCACGUAAAACACAAAAUCAUGUUACUUCAA
Messenger RNA from Manihot esculenta (cassava), 2204 nucleotides. RefSeq names its product ankyrin repeat-containing protein At2g01680-like. The record is from RefSeq and is a predicted model, not a curated record. Gene Ontology annotation, molecular function: protein phosphatase regulator activity; protein phosphatase 1 binding. Bases 177 to 1982 code for a protein of 601 amino acids. NCBI's taxonomy places the organism in Eukaryota, Viridiplantae, Streptophyta, Magnoliopsida, Malpighiales, Euphorbiaceae. The transcript has 3 exons. Gene Ontology annotation, cellular component: plasma membrane.